AUGACAACAGCAACCGCACCCACAUCGCCUGACCUGCCCAAUCUCGUCUCCAUCGAGUCGCCCGAGGAGUUCACAUCGACGAUGAAUGCCGACCUGGACCGUAUCAGCGUCCUCAACUUCUGGGCUCCUUGGGCCGAGCCUUGCCAACAGAUGAACCAGGUGAUCAAGGAGCUCGCAGCAAAGUACCCCAAGGUGUGGUUUCUCAGCGUCGAGGCAGAGUCGCAGCCUGACGUCUCUGAGUCAUUCGAUGUGGACUCGGUCCCUACCUUUGUCCUGCUGAGGGGACACACGCUCCUCUCGAGGGUGUCGGGGGCCAAUGCUUCGCUCCUUGCUUCUGCCCUCGCUUCACAUGCUGCAUCGGGAUCAUCGACUUCUACGAACGGUGGUGCUGCCAAUCAGCCGUCUUCAUCGACGACAUCGCAGCCCCGCGCCGCCCCCUCGACAUACCAGGGAGCAAUCGAAGGCUCCGUAGGCGACCAUUCCCUGCACAAGCCGCCGCAGAAUGAAACGGAGGAGGAGCUUUUUGAGAGGUGCAAGAAGAUCAUGAGCAGCAACAAGGUCGUCCUCUUCAUGAAGGGCAAUCCCGACCAGCCAAAGUGUGGCUUCUCGCAGAAGACCGUGGCCCUGCUCAAGAGCGAGGGCGUAGCGUUCGGCACCUUUGACAUCUUGCAAGACGAGGCUGUCAGACAGGGGAUGAAAAAGCUCAACGACUGGCCGACGUUCCCGCAGAUCUUUGUCGGUGGCGAACUCAUCGGAGGCCUCGACAUCCUCAAGGAGCAGAUCGAGACGUGA
Messenger RNA from Jaminaea rosea, 792 nucleotides. Its product is annotated as glutaredoxin. The record is from RefSeq and is a predicted model, not a curated record. The transcript has 4 exons. Gene Ontology annotation, molecular function: 2 iron, 2 sulfur cluster binding. Bases 1 to 792 code for a protein of 263 amino acids. Lineage: Eukaryota; Fungi; Basidiomycota; Exobasidiomycetes; Microstromatales.